Messenger RNA from Musa acuminata AAA Group (dessert banana), 894 nucleotides. RefSeq names its product ubiquitin-conjugating enzyme E2 36. The record is from RefSeq and is a predicted model, not a curated record. Gene Ontology annotation, biological process: protein K63-linked ubiquitination; DNA damage tolerance. Gene Ontology annotation, cellular component: nucleus. Gene Ontology annotation, molecular function: ubiquitin conjugating enzyme activity. Lineage: Eukaryota; Viridiplantae; Streptophyta; Magnoliopsida; Zingiberales; Musaceae. The coding region runs from base 128 to 589 and encodes 153 amino acids. The transcript has 8 exons.
AUAUAAAGCCAUUCCACUCGAGCGACAUGAGGCCGUGCCCUUUUUCUUUUGCCGGGGGCUUUCCAUACGAGAGUGAAGGUCUAGAUCGGUAAGAGAGAGAGAGAGAGAGAGAGAGAUCAUCGUCCCGAUGGCAAACAGCAACCUCCCUCGACGGAUCAUCAAGGAAACGCAGCGUCUUCUUAGCGAACCAGCUCCUGGCAUAAGUGCAUCUCCGUCCGAGGAUAACAUGCGCUACUUCAAUGUGAUGAUCCUUGGGCCAACUCAGUCUCCGUAUGAAGGAGGGGUUUUCAAGCUCGAGUUGUUUUUGCCUGAGGAAUAUCCAAUGGCUGCCCCAAAGGUCCGUUUUCUCACCAAAAUUUAUCAUCCCAACAUUGACAAGCUUGGAAGAAUAUGCCUUGACAUUUUAAAGGACAAAUGGAGUCCAGCCCUCCAAAUUCGAACAGUACUACUUAGCAUACAAGCACUUCUUAGUGCCCCAAACCCAGAUGACCCUCUUUCAGAAAACAUUGCAAAACAUUGGAAGACAAAUGAAGCAGAAGCUGUCGAAACUGCAAAAGAAUGGACACGUCUCUAUGCUAGUGGGGCAUAAAACUCUUCAGGCAGUUCUAAUAACAUGUCUAAGUUUAUUUGUCCAACGCCGGCUGCUGACAGUUAAAAAGGGUGGCCGUCACACUGUCAUAUCGCAGGGUGUAUAUCAUUUUCUUGAGUUGAAGGUACCUCUUCAUAUAUUUAUGUCAUGAAGUUAUAUUCCUACGUCUCUUUCUAGCUAGCAGGGUUUUUAUUAUGCCCAUACCCUUUAAUUUCUUGACUGUGUUCGUGUAACUUAUGUUGUCACAUUUUGCGCUCUCUUGCUGUUAUUAUAUAACAUGGAUCAUGAUGGCUGUUAUGUAGUUA